Maniola jurtina (meadow brown) is the source of this 17494-nucleotide messenger RNA. It is a transcript of the gene fry, whose product is annotated as protein furry. The record is from RefSeq and is a predicted model, not a curated record. Gene Ontology annotation, cellular component: site of polarized growth; cell cortex. The transcript is spliced from 59 exons. Gene Ontology annotation, biological process: cell morphogenesis; neuron projection development. NCBI's taxonomy places the organism in Eukaryota, Metazoa, Arthropoda, Insecta, Lepidoptera, Nymphalidae. The coding region runs from base 333 to 9473 and encodes 3046 amino acids.
UGUCACUAAUGUCAGCUGAGCUCCCAAAUCAGAUAACUAAAUGGUAGAAUGGUAGAGUUCUUUUAAAUUGAAUAAACCUGCUAAUAAUUACAAGAGUCAACGUGAUUGUGGAAAGUUUGAUCAAUUUAUUUUCACCUGUUACUAAUUCAUACUGUUUUGAAGUUCAAAAUGUUACAUUUACGACGGAUCGCCGGACUCGGGACCAGCUGAAGACCUGGGUAUUUAGAACGAACAAUGUUGAAGACUGGGACUUUGCUUGAUAAUGUUAUCAAAGUGACAUAAUCACAACCCACCAUAGUUCCAUUCUAGCAGAUAAUAGUCGCUUUGUCACAAUGAUGACACCUGAGGAGUCGGAAUCGUUAAGCAUCAUGCCUUCGGACACCCACCUCGACGAUGCCACAGCAUCAGGAACCGAAGAAGCCCCAUCAUCGAUGGUGUCAAGUGAGACGGAGUCGGACGGCAGUAUUCUGUCGGAAACCCCGCGUCAUGACAUGCCAGACGGUGCACUAACUUACAGCGGCGACGCUAGCGAUCUGGCAAUCGGCCCCUUUGAUAAGCCAUUGGCUGACGUGCGAGCUGUGGGUAGCACUCUGGCGUCCCUGGUGUCAACGAGAGGCUCAAUGUUGCCCUGGGGCCCAAACAAAGGCGCCAUAAUGCCGACGGCGGACUCGGACUUGCGGCCGGGGGAGUUCGUCAUGCGGCUGCUCUUCACAGAGUUCACCGUGCAGGCCGAGAGGAAGAUGGAGGCCGUCAUGGCGGAACCACUGGAGAAGCCGUUAAACAAGACGCUUCAGAGAGGAGAGGACCCUCAACUCGAUCAGAUCCUCUCCGCGUUCGGCACAGUCGCGGAGCAUUGCCUGCCGUCUCUGCUGCGAGCGUUGUUCGGUUGGCUGGAGCGGCAGAUGGCUGAGUCGCCGCAGCUCAGCGAGCAAGCCAAAAAGCCGCACCAGGAUCUGAGGAACAAGAGUAUAAUCUACAUAGUGUCAGGCAGCGGUGCCGGCACAGAGCAAGUAGAGCGCAGCUGCGAAGAGUUGCAAGCCGAGAGGCGCGACCUGGCCGUGGAGUUCCUCUUCUGCCUCGCGCUCAUCGAGGUGCUGAGGCAGCUGCCGUUCCAUCCGGGCCACGAGGACCUCGUGCAGUACAUCGAAAAUGUUGCCUUCAAAAGGUUCAACUAUAAAGACGGGUUACAAUCCAAUCCUAAUGCUGCCAACGUACAUAUCAUAGCGGAUUUGUACGCAGAGGUCAUCGGCGUGCUCGCGCAGUCGCGGUUCGCAUCCGUGCGGAAACGAUUUACUGCAGAACUUAAGGAGUUGAAAAGCCGUGAGCCGUCGCCGCAUACAACGCAGAGUAUCAUCUCAUUGCUGAUGGGCAUGAAGUUCUUCCGCGUAAAGAUGGUGCCUAUUGAGGAGUUCGAAGCCUCCUUCCAGUUCCUGCAGGAGUGUGCUCAGUAUUUCCUCGAGGUCAAGGACAAGGACAUCCGACACGCGUUAGCGGGACUAUUCGUGGAGAUACUUGUCCCCGUCGCCGCGACUGUCAAGAAUGAGGUGAACGUACCUUGCCUGAAGAACUUCGUGGAGAUGCUAUACAGCCACACCCUGGACACGAGUACCAAGUCCAAGCACCGGCUGGCUCUGUUCCCCCUCGUAACUUGCCUCCUUUGCGUGUCCCAAAAGCAGUUCUUCCUCGCCAACUGGCACUGCUUCCUGGCUAUGUGUCUGUCGCAUCUCAAGAACAGAGACCCUAAGAUGUGCAGAGUUGCACUGGAAUCGCUGUAUCGCCUCUUGUGGGUGUACAUGAUACGAAUCAAAUGCGAGAGCAACUCAGCGACGCAGUCUCGCCUUCAAAGCAUCGUCAACUCUUUGUUCCCCAAGGGCUCCAAAGGAGUAGUUCCGCGAGACACCCCACUGAAUAUAUUCGUCAAAAUCAUACAAUUUAUUGCUCAAGAAAGGCUCGAUUUCGCUAUGAGAGAAAUUGUAUUCGACCUCCUCAUGGUUGGGAGGCAGAUAAAAAUAAUUUUGACGCCCGAAAGGAUGUCGAUCGGUCUCCGAGCGUUUCUAGUGGUAGCUGAUAGUUUACAGCAAAAGGAAGGAGAGCCACCGAUGCCUCGGACAUCCGGAACACUGCCUUCAGGAAACACGCUGAGAGUGAAAAAGACUUUCCUAAACAAAAUGUUAACGGACGAAACGGCUAGAUCGAUCGGCAUGAGUGCCUACUUUCCGUACGUGAGAAGGGUUUUAGUAGAAAUUCUCAGGGCGUUGGAUGCGCACUACGGCAGGCCACUGAUGUUGACCAACACGCAGAACGUUACCAAGGAACAAGAGAUCAAUACGGGAGAAAGGAAACCACGGAUCGAUUUGUUCAGGACAUGUGUUGCGGCUAUCCCAAGGUUGAUACCAGAAGGAAUGAGUCCAAGUGAGCUGGUGGACCUACUGUGCCGCCUCACCGUACAUAUGGACGAGGAGUUGCGCGGCCUCUCGUUCCAGAGUCUGCAGACACUGAUAGUGGACUUUCCGGAGUGGAGACAAGAUGUGCUGGCCGGGUUUACACAGUUCUUGGCCAAAGAAGUUCAGGACACGUCGCCUCAACUGGUGGAGAACGGUCUCCGCAUGCUGCUGCAGCUGGUAACCAGCUGGAAGAAUGGCGAGCCCAGCGCGAUAGCGCUGCCCAAGCCGGAGCCGCUGGCAUCCGUCAUCCGCGGCACUGAGGCGCUAGCGCUCGUGAUGUUGUGCCAGUGCAAGGCCUAUCCGCGCCGACUCGCCGUCCAUAUACUCAGGGAGACAAAAUACCUCUUGGAGAGGUUGCAGCUGACUCGCGACGAGCCGGCGCUGAUAGACUCGGCAGAUCAGCACGUGCCGCACUUCACUGAGAAGUGUCUGCCCAUCCUGCCGCCCACUGAGAAGCAGGCCGUGCUGGCCGCCGCCCAGCCCGACCUCGUGUGGGUGGGCGAGAGGAGCCACGCUGUUUGGACUGCCGGCCUUCAGCACGAUGAAACGUCUUCAAAGAACAGCUGGAGUGGCAGCGCCACCAACGGCGCAGACCCUUGGGAGGUGGUGCUGUUUGGUCUCCUCGAGAGGAAUCGCGUGCCGGCGCAAUGCCCGGCCACCGUGCUCCAGGCGUGGCCAAUUCUACACGCCCGCAUACACGCCCUCUACACUAUCAUAGAGCCUGCGCCCGUGAAUGACAACCGAGCAUCGCUACUCUCACGCAGUCCCGCACUACCGAGAAAGCCUGAGAAAGAGAGAGAUGGGUAUAUGCAAGUAUGGAAGUAUUACAUGACUAUGGCAUACUUGGUCGUGCCGGCCGUGCCUAGUCCCAUCGUCCGAUGUGCCAGCCCCGAUUUGAGUUUAAGUGCGGGCGCGAGCGCGGGCGCGGGUGCGGGCGCGGGCGAGGGCGAGCGGGAGCGCGAGCGCGACAGGGAAGGCUGGGCGCUCAGCACCUCCAGCGAGAGCCUCAACACGCCCGGGGGCUUCUUCACGCUGCCCCUGAGCUAUGCGCGCUCGCACAAGCACCACAAGCGGACGAGCUCGUCUCCGGACUCGCUGAGUGAGCGAAGCGGGGGAGAGGCGCGCGGCGCGGUGGCGGCGCCCGGCUCGCUGCACAAGCUCGCCGUGCCGCUCGCGCGCUGCGAAGUGCCUGAAGUGAGAGAUGCGGCCGUUGCUGCUUGCGGACAUAUCAACCCAGACGCGCUCAAGGAUCUCUUUGAAGAAUUAGUGCCAUUGCUCCGUGAAGCCGUGGACCGAAAACAGGAGAACAUGCGGCGCCGGCGACGUCGCGACGCGCUGCGGCUGCAUCUCAACAAAAUGUUGCUCCUCAUCGCACAGAGGAAGACCUUCGCCACCAGUUCGUAUGCCCUGGAAAGCGGUGGGCUUCACUCCAGCAUCACCGAGUAUUUGGAUGGCGUGCGACAAUGUCUGGAGGUGGAGGGCGAGAAGGACGCGCCCGCGGCUCGCGAGCAACGGCUCACGUUCGCGGACUUCGUCACCGAGCUCAUCAAGAGCUUCCCCCUGGAAAUGUACGGGUCACUCCUAAAGCGGGAGCUGUGCAAGAGCCUGUUCGGCCUGUUCGCGGGCUGGUGCGGGCCGCUGGGCAAGCACCUCGGCACUCUGGUACCGCAGCCGCAGGCGCCUGAAAUUGACGACCGGCUCAACCUUGCUGCGCUCAAGGCGAUGAGUGCGCUGGUGUGCUGCGGGCCUUGCUUCGCGCCGGCUGCGCUCGCUGAGGACGGCUCGCUGUACCCGUGGCUCAGCGAGAUGCUCUGCUCCACCAACGAUAAGAUAUACGAGUUGGCUCGCGAGACGAUAGUGCUACUGCUGGACUGCAACCCGGACAUCGGUCCGUUGCUGGACUGGACGGUGGACAAGUGCUUCACGGGGCCGGAGCGCGUAGCGGACGGCUGCUUCAUGGCCCUCGCUACCAUAUUUAGUGCCAGGGAGUACCCGUGCGACCACUACACGGCCAUCAUCAACGUGACGCUGAUGUGCACGGGCUGCCCGCGCGCGCCGGUGCACGAAAGCGCGCUGCAGCUUCUACAACUGCUGGAUAAGCGCUUUUUCGGCAGCGUGGGACCCUUGCCUAAUGAAGACGACUCCAGCUCGGAAAAAGGUCGCGGCACACUGGACGUCUUGCUAUGCACCACCUACUGCCGCUCGCAGCUGUACCUCUCUCGACAGCUCUCACAGCUGCACCCGGAACUCACAAUGCCAAUGUUUUCUGAGAUCACGGCGCGCUUCCAAACGGCACGCACAGAGGUGCGGCAGCUGCUGCUGCAGUACUUGCUGCCGUGGCUUGUCAACAUCGAGCUGGUGGACCCCAAUGUGCCGCCGGCAAACCCUCUCUCCUACAUACAGUACUACGCAGCAGAAGCGGGGCGCGCCGGACGACGUGAGGGCCUGGGCUCGGUGGAAGCCACGGAAAUGGUGCUCAAUAACCUUUUCUACAUCACCGUCAAGUUCUCGGACAAGCACCCAAAGGAAAUUGAGGAGCUAUGGUCGACGCUGUGCGCCUGCUGGCCCAACAACCUCAAAGUUAUCAUCCGCUACCUUAUCAUCGUCUCUGGAAUGGCGCCCAAUGAACUGCUGCCAUACGCAAAACGCGUGGUACUCUACCUCGCGCGGUCCAGACCCGAGCGUCUUCUCGACGAGAUGAUGACGGAGCUGCAGACGGUGGAGACGUUGAACUGCCUCAUCGAGCGGACUGAGACCCCGCCGUUCUAUCGGCUGACCUCCAUGCGUAAGGCCACAUCUGGCCACAGUGACGGGCCGGGUACUGGAUCCCAGGAUGCGACCGGACGAACUGGGGAGCUGGCGCCAGUGGAGAAAGGCACCAUCCACACAAAACGACAUAGCGGAGAAGACCCAGCGAAGGCGUCCAGCGCUAAGACAGACAUUCCGUCGCGCGCGCAAGACAAGCGGGCAUCUGCGCCGCCGUGCCCGACCCCACCCGCUGAAGACGAGCCUCUACCGCCCUCUGACGGUGAUGCGACACCUACGGGUAUGUGCAGUGAGUCAGUCGGUGGCACUGCGCCUGGUACACCACAAGAGGCACGCGUGGACGUGCCGCAGCCGCGACCUCUACCCAUGCCGGAGUACGGCGGUUUCUUCGCACUGCUCACUGAAUACUUGCCCGACACCAGCCAGCCUGUAUCCGGUUUCCAUAGGUGCAACGUGGCCGUGAUGCUGCUGUGUGAUGUGGUACUGGAUGGGGUGGAGCUGGACUGGUCUAUCCAUGUGCCGCUCAUGCUGCAUAUCGUGUUUCUGGGGAUGGACCACACCAGAUGGAUCGUACACCAGCACUGCCGGCAACUACUGCUGAACCUGCUGGUGGCGGUGGCGGCGCACCACGACCACCUCACCGUGGCGCGCGCUUUGCUGGCAGCGCGCGGUGCCCAACUCGGCCUGGGUCUGCCGCCGCCGCCGCUGCCGCUUGUGCCGCACAACUUCACAGAACCAGACGCAAUAUUCGACAACUUCGCUCAAUGCGGCCACUCUCCGCGUUCACACGUACGCUCGCUCUCGUCCGAUCCGCAAGUCACUCCUGAAGGCUCCGCGGACAACUACCCGUCACUGCCGGUGAUAGUGACGGGCGACGCGCUCGCGGACGCGGAGGCGGAAGCGGAGCAAGUAGCGGCCGAGCUGCCCGUGGCUGAUGCCAUUAAGUCGCUUGUGCACUUCCUUGCCAGCCGCCCCACGCACUUGCCGCUAUGGCAGUACGAGGACAUAACGGCCAAAGUAUGGACCCUGCGCAGUUGCCAGCAAAUGGCGACCCUCCUUCGCCAUACGCUGCGGAUAUUCCGCGAAUCAUUACCACACGCUCUCAUCUCCGAGCGAUGGGCGCAGACUGCCCUACAACUGGGCCUGUCUUGUCCGUCUAGGCACUACGCGGGCAGGUCGCUGCAGGUGUUCCGUUUUAUCGGCGUGGCUAUGACGGGUCGGAUGGUGUCGGACAUUCUGUCCCGUUUGGUGGAGACGGUGGCCGAGCAGGGCGAGGACAUGCAAGGCUACGUUACAGAACUACUCCUGACCCUCGAGGCGGCGGUGGACUCGCUCGAGUCCAACUUCCGCCCGCUCGACUAUAUGCGGGACAUAUUCAAGUCUACGCCCAACUUGAAUAACAAAGAUGGCGGACCACAGCCGAACGGCAACGCGUACGCCGCUGGUGUGUGCAUUGCAGGCAAGCGUUCGCCGGGCGUGUGCGUCGGCUGCGUCAGUAACCACACGCGCAGCACGAGCUACUCAGUGUCUUAUUGCAUGCGCAAGAGCAACCCGCCUGCCGAAAAACAACCUCAUGAAGCUCGGCCGCGCCCCUGUGAAGCUGCGAAGGGUGUGUGCUCCAACUUAUGCCGAUCGAGGUCGGCUCAGUCUCUCAAGCUGUUGGGUGAUUCAGCUACGCAGCAAACGUCCGAGAACCACCACGCAAUAUUUCAGGAUGACAAACUGACGAUCCUGGCGACGCUGUUCUGGGUGGGCGCGUCUCUGCUGGAGUCAGACUAUGAACACGAGUUCCUGCUGGGCGUGCGCUUGCUAUCGCGUGUGAUGGCUCGCUUGCCGCUGGACCGCCCGGACGCUCGCGAGCGCCUCGACCGAACCCAAGCCCACGGGACUCACGGACCCUCCUCUCUGCAUUCCCUCUUGCUGAAGGGUUGCACUCACCCGAACACGUACGAGCCGGUGGUGAGCGUGCUGGUGGACAUGAUCCCACUGCUGGAGCUGCCGGUGAUCGAUCCCACGCAGUCACUAGCCUUCCCUAUGACCGUGGUGGCGCUCUUGCCUUACAUGCUACUACACUACGAAGAUGCCAAUGAGUUGUGCGUGCGCGCCGCGUGCCACAUCGCGCAGUUCACAUCAGAGAAAAGCAAAAAGUUGGAGAAUCUGGGCACGGUGAUGACGCUGUACUCGCGCCGGACCUUUAGCAAGGAGAGCUUCCAAUGGACCAAGUGUGUGGUCAAGUACCUCUGGGACACCUACUCGCAUCUCUCGCUGCAGAUGUUGGCCUUCCUCGUUGAGGUGUUGGAGAAGGGUGCAGUGAACCUACAACUGCCCGUGCUGUCGAUCCUGCAUUGCAUGUUGUACUACGUGGAGCUGAACGCGCCCGCCGCACAACCCGUCAACGCAGACCUGCUGCGGGCUGUCGCCAAAUUCAUUGACCAAGACGGGAAUAACUACCGGGAGGCGAUGAAGAUUCUCAAACUCGUCGUGACGCGGUGCUCCACUCUGGUGGUUCCCCCGCACUGGGACCACACGUCUUCGCUCCUCGAUACCGACUUGCAUGGGAAGAAGGAACUGCCCGGCCGCACGAUGGAUUUCACGUUCGACCUGUCCCAGACGCCCGUAAUCGGGCGGAAGUACCUGCCCAAGAGCGGCAGUCAACCUGCCACGGGGCCCAGCUCACUCUCGAACGCUUCCAGCGCGACCCCGGACAAAGGGUCCUCGACGUCGGGCUCAGCGUCGACAGUGGUGGGCGCGGAGACGAGCGGCGCCAAUGCGACGGCACCGCACAGCGCCGCGUCGCCGCGACGUUCGCUGUCGCUGUCGCCCGCCGACGCGCUCGCUGCCGGCUGGAAACGACCCUGGAUGUCACAGAGCCGAGUCCGCGAAUGCCUUGUCAACCUCCUUACGACGUGUGGCCAACGCGUCGGCCUGCCCAAGAGUCCUUCCGUGAUCUUCAGUCAAAGCUCGGAGCUGCUGGAGCGCGAGUCUUCGAUGGCAUCGUCUCUGGAGGAGGUGUCGGGUACUCCGGGAAACGAACCGUCCGGCGGGGCGCCCCCGACCGAUCACUUCGGUGUCUUCAAGGACUUCGACUUUUUGGAGUACGAGAGUGAAAGUAUAGAGGGCGAGAGUUCAGACAACUUCAACUGGGGUGUUCGAAGACGCCUCCUGAGUGAGGAGCGAGAGGAAGGCGGCGCGCCCGAGCGCAGCCCACCGCCGCAUCGUUUGCGCCUCGACCACGAACACCACCACUCCAAGACGGGUCACGAGGAUUCUUCGGAUGAGGAGGCAGGCUGGGAAGAGGGUGCCGUGCGGGGGGAGGGUGAUGCGGCGAGCACGCACGAGCUCGCAUUACGCGCGCGCGCUCACUCGCUCUCCAGUGCGUCCAGUGGCGAACCUGAUGGUGAGCGCGGAGACGUGACGCCGGUGCCGAGCGCAGCGAGCGCGGCGCCGGUGCGCGACUCUUGGCGCUGCUCCGUUGCCGCGCUGCUACGUCACGCCGCGCACCUGCCGCCGUUAGCGCUCGUGCAUCGCCUGCAUACUGUCGUCAAGGAGGUUACCGCAAAGACGGUGUCGGUGAUGGGUGGCGCGGGCGGCGAGCUGGGCGCGGUGCUGGAGCGACUGGGUGCGGAGGAGCCCCCGCUGCUGUGGGCGGGUGCGGCGGCGGCCGACUGUGCGCGAGUGCGUGACGCCGUGCGCUACGCCGCGCUCGAGAUCAACGAACACCUUGAGACCUAUUUCGACCGCCGCGACCACGCGCUUGAGACAUUAGAAUUAUCCCGAAGCGCGGAGGAGACGGGGCGAUGUCUGUACAAACUGAUCUUCCAACUGCUAUUGCUUCUGGAGACAAACAACAAGAUGGUUGUCGCCGUCUACCACGCCGCAUUGGACAAUCGCGGAGUGGAGAUGAGCAGCGCGGUGCUGACGGUGCGUGCCGCGCUUCUCGCACACCUGAACGACUCGUGGGGCGAGCACUCGCCCGCGCCGCACGACGACGCGCGCCUGUUGCAGCUCAUGCAGAGGCAAAGGUGGGGUGCGGCGCUGGCGCUGGUGCGUGAGCGAAACGCGGAGCGCAUUUUAGAGCGCGGCGAGCUACCAGAGGAUGACGUCACUAGUCUCCUUCAUGUCUACUGCAAGGGCUUGGCGCAGGCGCAGCCAGACAUGGUCGCGAUAACGCGGCCCGUCAACGAGCUGUCCGCGAACCUGUCCUUCAUGAUGGAGAGCCUCUACAAGGUGUCCGUGUCCCUGCAGCGACAGGAUUUUUGCUGAGCCACCACCCCUUUCUCUCGCCCCCGCUCUCGCAUAGGAUAUAUCUUCCAGCACCUACGCUGAUCGCAGAUAACGUUGAGAACGUAUAGCUUAAGCCAUAAUCAAGCAUAAUCUUUAUGUGAUAACCUAUAAAGGUCAUAGCUCAUUAAAGCCACCAGGAACUUGACCUGCACCGCCUCGACUCGCGCGGCUAGUAUUCUUUGCUGGGCUUCUAUGCUAUGGGCAUACGCUCACCUCGUUUGAAGUUGAUGUAGUGAGCGCAUGUCCAUAGAAGUCCAUUUAAAGUAUUCAAAUAAGAAUCAAACUUCGUUUAUGUGGAGCGCACACUGCUUGCACUUGUACACUGCUUUGUAUAAAUUAUGGAGAUCAUUUGAUUUGAACGAGCGAGACGCGUGACUUGUAGAGCUUUAUAGAGCUUUGACUUUGCUCGGACUAUACUUAGAGAUAAAGCGAGACAGAGUUAUGACUUUGACAUAAAUCCGUCUCGUUUUAACUACCUGAGCAUAGGGCCGCUCGACACGUGUCGCGUGUAUUUGGUACUCGAUACUAAGAGCUGAGUAUGAGAUUUCCCAUCUCACUAACGUUGAUAAGAUUCGAGCAUCAAGGCACAAUAACGUUAGACAAUAGACAUAUAUGUGCUAGAGUUAAAGUCCAAAAUUCAUUACAAAUGAUUUUAACUUCACAAGAUUUUUGCUUGGAUCGCUGGCUGUAGAUAUAUGGACGAGUUUGACCUUUGAAACAACUCGGUUAAAGUUUAUUUUACUUCAACUCUACAGAGUAUCGAUGCUCGAAUUUUAUGAACGUUGGUAAGAUAUAAAAUCUUAUAUUAAGUACACUGAUCGCAGAUAACAGCAAGAGCCACAUGAGACGAAGUUAAAUACAUCGUUUUUUAUUACUAAACAUGCAAAUAACGUCGACAGCAGGCGCAUUCAUUGCAUUCAUUCCGUGCGUCCGAUACAACGGCUUACAGUACAGUGCAUUGCAUCUUGCGGCUCUAGCGGUAUUGUGCGAUCACCUUUUUACUAACCAAUAUACAACCCUAGCAAAAUCUAUUGAACAUACAAUCGAUAUAACUCUUUAUAUCAAAAUAAAGUUCAAUACCAAUCGAAAAUAAUGGUUGAGUUUAUUAUUCUUUAGCAAAAUGUGUGUUAAUUAUUAAUAUUACUUUAACUAAGUAUCAAUUUAGAAAAAGAAAUGAAAUGAACGAAACAAAUUCCUUAUACUAAUUUAACUGUGUAGGAAGUUAUAUUUCCUUACGGUUCCUUCUUUUCUGUUAGCUAAUUUAUUAAUUUAUAGUGUUGAAAAUAUGAAUUUAUAGAUAUGCAAUAUACGCAUUUAGUAUAUGCGGAUCUGAGGCAGUAAUGAGCAUAGGUUGGUAGAACAUCAAUGAUUUCCGUUAAUCAUGAUUGAUGGAGCAGAAAAUUAUGCAUAUUUUGUCCCGAAAAUGCAUAAGUUUUCAGAAAGGACUCGUCAUUUUUGCUCAAUGUAUCAACUGUCGUCUCAAAAGUACGCUUUAACCUUAGAUUAAGGUGACACAAACCGGUGCUUUCUUCACAAAUACGUAGGAGGGUGAUCACUACAUUAUUUGAUAUUAUACGGUCAAAAUAAAAUAUUAUAUCAAUUUGUCUCGUCAUUAUCUAGGUUUAUUGAUACAUAAAACAUUGAAAAAAUAUGAAUUUAAUGUUAUGAGCCUAUAAAGAUUCCUAUUUUAACACUUUACUUUGUGCGUAAAUAGACAAUAUUAGGAUUAUGAAAAUUUUGAAACAAUUUAACAUUAGACAAUAUAUAGUUUAUUUAUUCAUUACUUGAAAUAACUUUAUAUUGCAGACAACUCAGUAGUUUUUUUCUCAAAAAUACUUAUCCCGAACGACCGUUCAACCCUUUUGGGUGAAAAUCAUUGUGCCUCUUACCCAAAACAUUUGACCUCGCGUGGAUGGUAGAGGGAAGGGCCAGGCGGCGCAUCUUUAUACCGGGAUCUCUUUCUCACACCAUCUCAUAUCAGUAGAUAAAAAUUAUAUCCCCGAUUAUAUCCACUGAUUUCUAAGACAUCAGUGGAUAUAAUCGGGGGAUAUAAUUUUUAUCUACUGCCCAUGCUAGCCGGGCAGGUUAGGUGAAAUUGCAAACAGAUUACCAACAUGCGCCGGCAUUUCGGUCGAGCGUACUGCGUCUCCAUAAGGACUGAAAUCGUGCUUUCAACAUGACUGUUGCCACCAUAUUGAGCAAAAAUGGCGUUUACCAUACACCCCUUAAAUAUUGAUAUCGAAUCGAACGUAAACUGACCACUAUUGCCUUCAGUUCCAUGGUUUACACGUUUCCUAAUCAACACGUCGCAUUAACACUGCCUAUUUAUACUGUCCUAAUACAAUAAAAUAUCCGGGUGCGGUGCGUUCAGCGCGGUCCAAUGUGUGAUCAGCUUAAGGCCUCAUUUACACGUCAACGCUUUUUUACGUGUGAACAGAUAAUUGGGAAUACAUUUGUUCUAUUUGGACGCUUUUUUAACGGGCGUUAAAAAAGCUCUCGUGUAAAUGAGGCCUUUUCGAUAUUAAUUGUUGUAUCAAUCGGUGUCUGUAUCAAAGUUAGCACAUAAUUCAGUAUACUUGAAAACCACGCGGGGAAAACAAGGAAUAUCAAUUAAAAUCACAAAUCGAGUUAACAAUGCUAUUUAAUAGCUUUUGAGAAUACUUUUCAUCCCGUUGUCGCUUGAACAACAACCGUCGCUGUCAGUGGCUAUGUCGCUUUUACACAUCUAUUUAUUUUAUUCGAAGAAAAUUAAAUUUUACUUACUAACUUAUAAGGUAAAUAUCGGACUUUUGCAUAUAUUUUACUUUGUACUAUUUAUUACAGUUUAUUCAAAUAUAUGAUUAAUUGGAUUUCCUUGUUUUCCCGAUUGGACUUCACUUUAGCCCUAAGGAAAUAUUAUACUUGAUGCUUUACAUUAUAUAUUACGUCACACUGCAACAAACACGGCUAGCAUAGUUACUUUAAUUUCUUUCAUAAUUGAUUAGAUCAAUUUGUUUGAUGUUUAUUUUAUUUUGAUAUUAAUCUGUAAGUAGUGGUAAUCAAAUUAUAAGGUAAGCUUUUCGUUAUAGUAUAUUUAUUAUGCGUUUCAAAUGUAAAUACUCCAUCAAGUCGUCAUUGAGAAGCUUUUUUGAUCUGCUUCUAUUCUUAAAUAAUUUUUUUUUCUUUAGUAUGUUUCCUUAAAAAAUGAAAACCCCAGUGAAAAAGUUAAUACCAGUGGAAAAAGUUUAAGACCGGUUCCUCACUCAUCUGAACUAAAUCCGCAAAAAUUACGGAUAUAAAAAACUCGGACCUAAUUCGGAUGUUGCUUACGCACUAACCCGAUCUCUGAUCCAAAUCCAAGCUAUUCAGUGGGCAUCUUUGACAUAUCUACGUCAUAUGUCCGAUUUGAAUAUGUGAGAUUGAUUUGAUUUGAUAACGGAGAGAUAUCGGAUCAUGGAAAUUGGAUGAAGUGCAUUAGCUACCAUGCAAAUGGUUCUCGGAAACCACUCGGAACUUCGGAACGUAUUUUCACAAAUUCGGAUCGGAUGAGUGCGGAACCGCCCUAAUACCUUCAAAAUUAUUUUUGCAGAAAGUGUUAAAACACCAUUCCGUUAACCACCUUUAAAUUUUGAUUCCAUUUUUGAAAUGCUUCACAUUUGAAACACAUAGUAGAGACCCGCCACCGAGAAAAGAUACUCAGAUAAAGUGUGACGUAGUUAGUGCAUGACAUACCUAGUACAAGCGGCAACGGUGUUCCCCUUUAUACGCUUUAUAUGUUUUUAUGUCUAUACGCCAAGGAUAUUUUGUCUUAAAGUACGGCCACUUACAAAUCACAGAUAAUGUGUUUCUGACAGUUCGUAAGUAAACAAUAUUGAAUUUUUUUUUUAUUGACACUAAAUCAAAUUAAAAAACCGGUAAAAUUCGAUUCGAACUCAUACACGAAGGGUUCCGUACCGUCGUACAAAAUAUAACACUAUUAUGUGCCACACUGCAAGUCAAUGACGGACAGCGCCAUCUAUAUUACGAUUUAGUAAACUAAUUAUUGUUUAUUCAUCAACUCAUUUUUUUUAGAUGUAACCACGAAUUCACAGCGUUCAGAUUUUUUCCUUUACUUGUGCUAUAAGGCCUACCUACCUUUUCUUUGUCCUAUACCUUCCUUUUUUUCGAGGGGGAAGCCAUUUCGAGCCAUUCAUGAUUGUAGAUCAUGUUUGAUUCUCUUGUCUUGACAGCCAGACAGACAACAGAAGGUUGCUUUUUCCUCUUGAGUUACGGAACCCUAAAAAUUAAUAAAAUCAACCGGAUUUUUUUUGUUAUGUAAGGCAGUAUAGGUGUAAGAAACGUAUUCUCUUGGUGGCCGUACUUCGAUAGUAAUUAUAUUCAGACACGCAUCAAAAAAGUAAAACUUGAAUAAGAAGUAAGCGCUGAUGACAUUUUUUUCGAUUUGUAAAAAAUCCGUUGAUUACGGUGCGUUCAUCGCAAACAAAUGUGCGGCAUAUGCAUUCAGUCGAUGAUAUUAUAACUAUUUUUAAGAAUGAACAGACUUUGAUAAACGUAUUCUGCUAUCUAUAAGUUUCUACUACCGGGUUCAGUGUCUAUUUAACUGUAAAUUAAUGUGUUAAGGGUUUGACGAACAGCGGGCGUCGGUUUUUUAAAUGAACUGACAAAAUGUUAAAACUGUCCCCUCGCAGUUAAGGCAUGCACAGACGAGCGACAGUCCUCGGGGUACUUUUUGUCUUCCUACGCUUCGGGGAUUUCUGUCCCCCACGGACAAAAGUUCCUCACUUGCGCAGGCCCUAACUCGUACUGUAAACGUUUUGUAAAGUACUUACUCAGGUGUACUCCGAUGAAAAAUGUGAGUGUAGCUGUUGUACAAAAUGUUAAACUGUCCCCUUGCAGUUAAGGCAUGCACAGACGAGGGACAGUUCUCGGGUACUUUGUCUUCCUACACUUCAGGGAUUUCCGUCCCCCGCGGACAAAAGUUCCUCACUAGCACUGUACCUAACUCGUGCUGUAAACGUUUUGUAAAGUACUCAGGUGUACUCCAAUGAAAAAUGUGAGAGUAGCUGUUGUACAUAAUGUUAAACUGUCCUCUCGCAGUUGAGGCAUGCACAGACGAGGGACAUUUCUUGUGGUACUUUGUCUUCCUACGCUUCAGGGAUUUCUGUCCCCCGCGGACAAAAGUUCCUCACUAGCACAGCGCCUAUCUCGUACUGUAAACGUUUUGUAAAGUACUCAGGUGUACUCCAAUGAAAAAUGUGAGAGUAGCUGUUGUACAUAAUGUUAAACUGUCCUCUCGCAGUUAAGGCAUGCACAGACGAGGGACAUUUCUUGUGGUACUUUGUCUUCCUACGCUUCAGGGAUUUCUGUCCCCCGCGGACAAAAGUUCCUCACUAGCACAGCCUCUAUCUCGUACUGUAAACGUUUUGUAAAGUACUCAGGUGUACUCGGAUGAAAAAUGUGAGUGUAGCUGUUUUACUUAAAUAUUUAUAGUGUAUUAAAUUCUUAGCAUACGCACGUCGUCCAGUACAAUGCGCUUCCUCCGACUGCCCUCCUUCUAUACAAUGGAAACCUGUCGAAUGUAUAGAAGUACGUAUUAUUUUAUCUCCCAGAAGUACAUAAUCUAAUACAAUUAUUAAUAGCUCUGUGUCCAGGCCCUUCAUCCUUACCUUAGUAUUUAUUAUACAUCUUUCAAUUUCAUACCUCAAGCCGUUUCUGAGAAAAAGUUCUGGACACACGAACUUACAGAUUGAUAAAAAUUGAUCCUAAAGAAUUCAAUUUUUCCAUGAUGAGCUACGGAAUCAAAAUACUCACUUUGAAUCAGUUAUGAUUGAUAAAUAUUUUCCAUAUCAUAUGAAUUUAACCUGUCGUCUGCCAAAACCGGCGCACCGCGCGGGCGUGACAAAAAUCUAAAUUAGUUAAUAAUAAUUAUUGCUGUUAAUAAUAAAUUAAUUAACCUUUAAGUAACUGUGUACUAACAGUACAUGUUAUUGUAAUUUAAUAAAUAAUUAACUCUCACUUAGUUUUCAAAUAACUGAUCUCAACUAGGAUAUUGUUAACGCACGCGCUAUUUAAAAAAAAUACCAAAAAAAUGUAUGUUUAUAAAAAAGUUAUUAUUAAAUUCGUGUUGAUGUAAAUUGGCAAUUUUUAAAUGAUAUAGCUAUUCGUAAAAAUUAUAUAUAAUAUAUAAAAAUUAUAGCGCGUGUAGACAACCAAAUAUAUAUAUAUUUUUUUCUUAUGCAUAGUUGAACAAGCCUGCGCACAUACCGCUGAAAAGAUACAUUCUCAGGGUUAAUACCUUACCUAACCUUCCUAACAUAUUAUUUUUUUUUUAUUUUUUUGUGAAAGGUAAAACCUGCAAAGAGCAAGUAAGACUCCGUAUCUCGAAAGAAAAAUUAAUAGUUUUUUGGUUAAAUUAAUCUAUUACAAUAGCAAUAAUAGUCACUGAAAUAAACAGCUGUGACUGCCGGUCAAACAGAUAUACCUAAGGAUUCCUUUGUUACUAUUUUGGUAAGUAGGUAACCCUAGAAAAUUGUUUUAACUUGGGAGAAACUCAGAUUUUUUUGGACGAAAUUAACGUUCAACGUUCAAAAGGGUCGCCAAACAAAACAGCUGGUUUGAAGCCGCCAUCUUUAAGCAAGCGCGAAAUUCUUGAUAUGUUUACAAAAAAAAAUUUAUUAUUAUUUGCGAAAGUGCGCCUCUUAGAUACGUUUUCACGGCCCAUCUUCUUAACUAAAAUUUGAUACUAUUCAGUGAUGAUAGCAUUCCGGAAAUAUUUAGCAUAUCGGAAGCUUUCUAUUCCACAAAGUCAAAGAAUUCUCACGGGAUUUUCAAAAAUCUAAAUCCAUGCGGACGAAGAGGCGGACAUUAAUAGAAAUAAAAGUGAGAGCGAAGCGAGCACAAUUUUUUAUAUAAUGUUCACCAAAACAAAAUUGGAAAUGCAAGAAUAUACAAAAUAAUUUCUCUUUGCCUGACUAUGGCCAGGUCGGGCUCUAUCUCGUGAAAAAUAAUAGUGUUUUGAAAUUUUCACAGAAUGUGUAUUUCUAUUGCCACUUUAACAACAAAAUAUAAUAAAAAAAUUCUAAAUUCUAAAAUGCUUAUUCACUAGAGCCUUUACAAUGACCACCAUGCAAAAUUGUGUUUUCUGUUGUAUGAUGGAACGGAACCCUUCGAGUGCGAGCCCAACUCGCACUUGACGGAUUUGUUUAGUAGCUAAGCCUAAACCUUCGACUAAUUUCGGGAUGUGCGUUAGCUUUAGAUCUUUGGGAACUUGAGGAGAAUCGUCACUGGUCGCUAUUCUAUACUUAUAAUAAUAAAAUAAUUAUAUUCAAUCGAAUCCAUGACACAUUUCUUCGAAUAUAUUACCUAAAUAUACGAGAUACAUUUAGACCAAAUGUUGACAUUUAUAUGUGACUGAGUUUUACCAAAAAUAAAUCACUAAAAUAUAAGUUACAAGCGUCAUUUUACUGCGUCUUUAGGAAAAUGAAGUGUGAGACAGCCAUGAAUAACUAAAAAAGUAUUCUUGCAAUUCACGAGUGCGGAAGGCUCAUGGUUGUGUUUAAGUCGUAUCGGUAUAAGUAAAUGUGUCUGCGCUUGCUCGCGGCUGAUUAGUCCGCCAGGCAUGCACACAGUGACCAUGUUACCUAUACGAUGUUGAUCUAAACUAAUACUUAUUAUAAAGAGAAAAGAUUUGUUUGUAAUGGGUGAACUCAAAAACUACUGAACCGAUUUUAAAAAUUUUUUCACCUAUAGAAAGGCUACAUUAUCGGCGAGUAAAAUAAGUUAUAGGUAUUUUAUUUUCAAAAAAAAUCAGAUAUCCCUACGAAAAUUGUAAUAAUUUGAGUUAAUUCGGAAAAUCUGAGAGCUUCCUUGGCCUGUGCUGCGUAAAUAGUUAAAGUUACAUGAAAACAAUGUAGGAUGGAAUUAUUCCUCUUAAAAAGUCCUCAGAAAAAUUCAGCGACAGGAUAUAUCUAUCUUUUACGGUUAACUUACUACAACCUUUUUAUGUUUUCCAAAUGUGGACU